This is a messenger RNA of Strongyloides ratti, 1134 nucleotides long. Its product is annotated as tRNA pseudouridine(38/39) synthase. Lineage: Eukaryota; Metazoa; Nematoda; Chromadorea; Rhabditida; Strongyloididae. The transcript is spliced from 2 exons. Gene Ontology annotation, biological process: tRNA pseudouridine synthesis; mRNA pseudouridine synthesis. Gene Ontology annotation, cellular component: cytoplasm; nucleus. Bases 1 to 1134 code for a protein of 377 amino acids. The record is from RefSeq and is a predicted model, not a curated record. Gene Ontology annotation, molecular function: RNA binding; pseudouridine synthase activity.
AUGUCUGAAAAGAAUGAACGAUUUUUUGAUUCUAAUUUAUAUCCAAGAAGAAAAAUAGCUCUUUUAUUUUAUUAUUUUGGAUGGAAGUUUGAUGGAUUAGUUGUACAAGAGACAACUGAAAAUACAGUUGAACAACAUAUUGUUACGGCACUGAAAAAAACUAAAUUAAUAGAUGAUGUAAAAGAGGCUGAUAUAUCUAGAUGUGGAAGAACAGAUAAAGGGGUAUCGGCAUUUCAACAGGUUAUUGCAGUUACAGUUCGUUCAAGUGAUGAAAAUGGAAAGUAUGUUUAUUGGAAAGAUGGUUCAAAACCUAUAAAUGGAAAGUCACUAGAUAAAGAAAUGCCAUUUUGUACGAUGUUAAAUCGUUUUUUACCAUCUGAUAUACGUAUUAUGGCAUGGAGUCCGGUAAGAAAAGAUUUUAGUGCAAGACAUAAUUGUUUAAAAAGAGUUUAUCGUUAUUUCUUACCAUGUAUAAAUUUGUCAAUUUCUUCAAUGUCAAAAGCUUGCCAAUUUCUCAAAGGUGAACAUGAUUUUAGAAAUUUUUGUCACAUUGAUAAAAGUAAAGCAUUACGUGGUCUAACACAUGUUAGAAAAAUAUAUGAAGCAGAAAUUCUAGAGCCAGAAUGUAUUGGAAUUAAUAGUUAUGUAUUAAAAAUAUCUGCAAGUGGAUUUUUGUGGCAUCAAAUUAGGUGUAUUGUUUCAUUAUUAUUGGAAAUAGGUCGUGGAAGAGAAAAUCCAGAAUUAAUAUUAGACUUGUUAAAUAUUACUAAAUUUCCUUCGAGACCUGUUUAUAAUCUUGCUUCCGAAAUUCCAUUAUGUUUAUAUGAAAACAAUUAUAGUGACGAAGAUAUUGAAUGGAUUUGGGAAGAAAAAAACAAAAAGGAUACUUUAGUAAAAUUACAAAAAGAAUUUUUAGAAUAUCAAACUAAGGCAAAUAUUAUUAAUGAUAUGCUUAAGGGAUUUGGUGAAUUAUCUGGUCAACUUGUAAAUGAUCCAUCAAAUAAUGGUUUUGAUGAAUUUAUGUUUGGUAGAAACGAAAAAAAGGCAUAUAUUCCAAUAUCAAAAAGGCCACUUUGUAAAGGAAUAGAUGAAAUUAAAGAAGAUCUUGUUAAAAAGAAAUCAAAAAAUAUGUAA